AUGCCAGGGGUAAAGGAGCCGCCACAAAGCAACACCACACCCCAGCCACGCCCGACCGUGGACCACCCCUUAGAGCCCUAUAUAUAUGUGAACUGGUGCAGCGAACCAGGAAGGACGGGGGCCCCACAUGCCCACCCCCCAACACCGCCCAAACCAAGCGGGGAGAAACCGAGGACGCAUGACCGACAGACUACCCACUGCAGCACAGACCCGGGCAAGACACGGGCCGCAGGCCACACCCCAGCAACCCCACCCAACCCACCAGUGCACCCAGUACGGCCCGCCCAACCCCCGAGAGACAGUCCUCUCGGCACCCCCAACACAGGAGCCCCCGCCAGAGAUAGCAAUGCCAUCCCCAAACACCAUGGACCAGCCACUCGCCCCUAA
Messenger RNA from Dunckerocampus dactyliophorus (ringed pipefish), 387 nucleotides. RefSeq names its product acidic proline-rich protein PRP25-like. The record is from RefSeq and is a predicted model, not a curated record. NCBI's taxonomy places the organism in Eukaryota, Metazoa, Chordata, Actinopteri, Syngnathiformes, Syngnathidae. The transcript has a single exon. The coding region runs from base 1 to 387 and encodes 128 amino acids.